AUGGAGACUCCCGGCAAAGUGCAAAAUAGGCUAGGCCCAGCAAGUACCGCACAGCCCGGUGAGUCUCAAAGUGAGAAGAAAGUUGAGAAAACCCCAAUAGACGUUAGACCUUCACCCUUAGUGAACCAUGCGUACGUUCCGUUUCCUUCACGCCUCAAGAACCAGAAAUACUCAAGGGAAUACGGGCAGUUUUUGGACAUCUUCAAGCAAUUGAAGAUUAACCUUCCAUUUAUAGAGGCACUCCAACCAAUGCCCAAAUACGCGAAGUUCUUGAAAGACCUCCUUAGGAACAAAGAGAAAUUAGGAGAGUUGUCUAACGUCCCGUUGAAUGGGGGAUGUUCCGCCGUGGUGUUAAAUAAGCUUCCCGAAAAGCUUACCGAUCCCUGCAUUUUUACCAUUCCUUGUCUAUUCGGUAGCAACACCAACACUCGAGCUUUAGCCGACUUAGGUGCUAGCAUCAACUUGAUGCCCUUUUCUCUUUAUGAGAAGCUAGACCUUGGAGAGCUUGCACCUACCCGAAUGACAUUGUCCUUAGUUGAUCGGUCCGUUAAAUACCCUAGGGGUAUAGUUGAGAACUUGCUAGUUAAGGUAGACAAAUUCGUGUUUCCCGCCGAUUUCGUAAUUCUUGAUAUGGAAGCGGAUUUGAGAGUUCCCAUUAUACUAGGUCGUCCUUUCUUACGUACCGCGAAAGCUCUCAUAGACGUUUACGAUGGUAAGAUCACCCUUAUGGUCGGUGAGGAGAGAGAGUCACUUUUGAUAUAG
Molecule: messenger RNA, 762 nt
Organism: Helianthus annuus (common sunflower)
Lineage: Eukaryota; Viridiplantae; Streptophyta; Magnoliopsida; Asterales; Asteraceae
Exons: 1
Coding region: 1-762 (253 amino acids)
Source: RefSeq, a predicted model, not a curated record